Messenger RNA from Telopea speciosissima, 4991 nucleotides. Its product is annotated as myosin-11-like. Lineage: Eukaryota; Viridiplantae; Streptophyta; Magnoliopsida; Proteales; Proteaceae. The transcript has 38 exons. Gene Ontology annotation, biological process: actin filament organization; vesicle transport along actin filament. Gene Ontology annotation, molecular function: actin filament binding; ATP binding; microfilament motor activity. Gene Ontology annotation, cellular component: cytoplasm; myosin complex; vesicle. Bases 58 to 4659 code for a protein of 1533 amino acids. The record is from RefSeq and is a predicted model, not a curated record.
CCGAUCGGUCUGGAACAGGGAAAUUAUACGUAGCUUUGCAUUUUAUUGAAGUACAUAAUGAGUACUCCAGUGAACAUUAUUGUAGGUUCUCAUGUAUGGGUUGAAGACCCAGCAUUAUCUUGGGUUGAUGGACAAGUAUCAAAGAUCAAUGGUCAGGAUGCUGAGAUCCAGACCAGUAAUGGAAAGACGGUUGUUGCAAACUUGUCAAAACUAUAUCCGAAAGAUAUGGAAGCUCCUGCUGGUGGAGUUGACGACAUGACAAAACUCUCUUAUUUGCACGAGCCUGGAGUACUGCAGAACCUGGCAACUAGAUAUGAACUUAAUGAAAUCUAUACUUAUACUGGAAACAUUCUUAUUGCAAUUAAUCCUUUCCAACGAUUGCCUCAUCUCUAUGAUGCUCACAUGAUGGAGCAAUACAAAGGUGCACCAUUUGGAGAACUAAGCCCUCAUGUUUUUGCGGUUGCAGACGUUGCAUACAGGGCUAUGGUUAAUGAGGGGAAAAGCAACUCCAUUCUGGUAAGCGGUGAAAGUGGAGCAGGUAAGACUGAGACAACAAAAAUGCUCAUGCGUUAUCUUGCAUAUUUGGGUGGCCGUGUAGCCACCGAAGGAAGGACCGUUGAACAACAAGUUCUAGAAUCAAAUCCAGUUCUUGAAGCUUUUGGCAACGCAAAGACUGUCAGAAAUAACAAUUCCAGCCGGUUUGGUAAAUUUGUUGAGAUCCAAUUUGAUAAGCAUGGAAGGAUAUCAGGGGCAGCCAUAAGAACCUACCUUCUUGAAAGAUCUCGUGUUUGCCAAGUUUCUGAUCCUGAACGCAACUACCACUGUUUCUACCUUCUUUGUGCAGCGCCAUCUGAGAUCGUUGAGAAAUAUAAAUUGGGAAACCCUAAAUCAUUUCACUAUCUCAAUCAAUCAAAUUGCUAUGAACUUGUUGGUAUAAGUGAUGCACACGACUAUCUUGCCACUAGGAGAGCUAUGGAUGUUGUCGGAAUAAGUGAGAGAGAACAGGAUGCAAUUUUCAAAGUUGUUGCGGCAAUUCUUCAUGUGGGUAAUAUUGAGUUUGCAAAGGGCAAGGAGAUUGAUUCAUCUGGUUUGAAAGAUGAAAAGGCCAUAUUCCAUCUUAACAUGGCAGCUGAACUUCUCAUGUGUGAUGCUGAGGCCCUUGAAGAUGCACUCUGUAAACGUGUUAUGAUCACCCCAGAGGAAGUCAUUAAGAGAAGUCUUGAUCCUCUUGCUGCAACAGUUAGCAGGGAUGGUUUUGCAAAGACAUUAUAUUCUCGCUUGUUUGAUUGGUUGGUUGAUAAAAUUAAUGUCUCAAUUGGACAAGAUCCUAACUCAAAAUCUCUCAUUGGUGUACUUGACAUCUAUGGUUUUGAAAGCUUCAAGACUAACAGUUUUGAGCAGUUUUGUAUUAAUUUCACAAAUGAGAAACUGCAACAACAUUUUAACCAGCACGUAUUCAAGAUGGAGCAGGAAGAGUACACAAAAGAGGAAAUUGAUUGGAGCUACAUAGAAUUUGUUGAUAACCAAGAUGUCUUGGACCUUAUUGAAAAGAAACCUGGAGGAAUUAUUGCUCUCCUGGAUGAGGCUUGUAUGUUUCCCAAGUCUACACAUGAAACAUUUUCUCAGAAGCUAUAUCAGACUUUCAACAAACACAAACGCUUCAUCAAGCCAAAACUUUCCCGUACCGAUUUUUCCAUUGCUCACUAUGCAGGAGAGGUGUUAUAUCAGUCUGAUCAAUUUCUAGACAAAAAUAAAGACUAUGUUGUCCCAGAACAUCAGGACUUGUUGAGUGCUUCCAAAUGUCCUUUUGUAGCAGGUUUAUUCCCUUCAAUCCCAGAGGAGACGACCAAAUCUUCUAAGUUCUCUUCCAUUGGUUCACGCUUUAAGCUGCAACUACAGCAAUUGAUGGAGACACUAAAUUCAACAGAACCUCACUACAUUAGAUGCGUGAAGCCAAAUAAUCUUCUCAAACCUGCUAUAUUUGAGAAUGCCAACAUCAUGCAGCAACUGCGAUGUGGUGGUGUUUUAGAAGCUAUCAGAAUUAGUUGUGCAGGAUACCCUACUCGCCGUACAUAUUUUGAGUUUCUCGUCCGGUUUGGUAUUCUAGCACCGGAGGUCUUGGAAGGGAACUACGAUGAAAAGGUUGCAUGUAAGAAGAUUUUGGAAAAGAAGGGCCUUGUUGGUUUUCAGAUAGGGAAAAGUAAGGUUUUUCUAAGAGCUGGUCAGAUGGCCGAGUUAGAUGCAAGGAGAGCUGAGGUACUUAGUGGUGCAGCCAAAACUAUUCAGCGGAAAAUACGUACUCAUAUUGCUCAGAAACAGUUUGUUGCAUUGCGGAAGGCUUCUAUUUGUAUUCAGUCUUGGUGUAGAGGAAGAAUGGCUUGCAAAAUGUAUGAGCUCAUGAGAAAGGAGGCAGGUGCUUUGAAAAUUCAGAAAAACAUUCGCAAAUAUCAGGCCAGAAAGGUUUACAGUCGUCUCUGGUUAUCAGUGCUUGUAUUGCAGACAGGUUUAAGGGCAAUGUCUGCUCGUGAUAAAUUUAGAUUUAGGAAACAAACUAAAGCAGCAAUUGUCAUUCAGACCCGGUGGCGUUGUCAUAGAGCAUCGUCCUACCAUAAGAAGCUUAAGAGGGCAGCAAUUGUGACUCAAUGCAGAUGGAGGGGAAGAAUUGGCAGGAGAGAGCUGAGGAAGCUCAAAAUGGCUGCAAGAGAAACAGGCGCACUUAAAGAAGCGAAGGAUAAGCUAGAAAAACGAGUGGAGGAACUCACAUGGCGUUUGCAGUUGGAGAAACGCCUAAGGACUGACUUGGAGGAAGCAAAAACACAGGAGAUAGCCAAAUUGCAAAAUUCAUUGCAAGAUAUGCAGAUCAAAGUUGAUGAAACAAAUGCUUUGCUUGUAGAGGAACGAGAGAAUGCACGAAAGGCAGUUGAAGAAGCACCCCCUGUUAUCAAAGAGACUCCGGUUAUUGUCCAAGAUACUGAAAAAAUUGAUACUUUAACAGCAGCAGUGGAGAACUUGAAGACAUUGUUGGAGUCAGAAAAACAAAAAUCUGAUGAUUACGAAAGGAAAUAUGCUGAAAUCCAAGAAUCAAGUGAAGAAAGACGUAAGAAGUUAGAAGAAACAGAAAAAAAGGUUGUUCAACUUCAGGAAUCAUUGAGCAGGCUUGAAGAGAAGCUUACCAAUCUAGAGUCAGAGAAUCAAGUUCUUCGUCAGCAAGCAUUGACCAUGGCAUCCAAUAACAAGUUCCUCUCAGGACGCUCUAAAUCAAUUAGUCUGAGGCAUUCCGAGAGUGGUCGUUCUAUUAACACUGAUACCAAGACAACUGUUGUACGUGAUAUGCAGAGUGCUUCAACCCCAAGGGAACUUUCUGAAGUAGAAGAGAAACCACAGAAAUCUUUAAAUGAGAAACAGCAGGAGAAUCAGGACUUGCUCAUUAGGUGUAUCGCACAACACCUGGGCUUCUCUGGGAGCAGACCAAUUGCUGCCUGUAUCAUAUACAAAUGUCUUCUUCACUGGAGAUCAUUUGAAGUUGAGCGGACCAGUGUCUUUGACCGCAUUAUCCAGACAAUUGGACAGGCUAUUGAGACUCAGGAGAACAAUGAUAUAUUAGCUUAUUGGCUGUCCAAUGCAUCGACAUUGUUGUUGCUACUCCAGCGUACAUUAAAAGCAAGUGGUGCAGCUGGCAUGGCUCCACAACGCCGUAGAUCAUCAUCAGCUACCCUCUUUGGGAGGAUGACUCAGAGUUUCCGGGGAGCGCCACAAGGUGUUAAUCUAUCUUUUGCCAAUGGCGGGACGGUUGGUGGAGUAGAUACAUUGCGCCAGGUCGAAGCAAAAUACCCUGCUUUACUUUUCAAACAGCAACUUACAGCAUAUGUAGAAAAGAUAUAUGGGAUGAUCCGAGAUAAUUUAAAGAAAGAGAUCUCUCCAUUGCUUGGGUUAUGCAUCCAGGCACCAAGAACAUCCAGAGCAAGCUUAGUCAAGGGAUCAUCCCGUUCACUCGCAAAUUCUGCAGCCCAGCAGGCUUUGAUUGCUCACUGGCAGGGGAUUGUGAAAAGCCUUGGAAAUUUCUUGAGCACAUUGAAAACCAAUCAUGUGCCCCCAUUUUUAGUGCGUAAGGUGUUCACACAAAUAUUUUCCUUCAUCAACGUGCAACUCUUCAACAGUCUCCUGUUGAGGCGAGAGUGCUGCUCGUUUAGUAAUGGUGAAUAUGUCAAGGCUGGUUUGGCUGAAUUGGAACAUUGGUGCUAUAAAGCAACAGAUGAGUAUGCAGGUUCAGCUUGGGAUGAGCUCAAGCAUAUCAGACAGGCUAUUGGGUUCCUGGUCAUACAUCAGAAGCCAAAGAAGACGCUCGAUGAAAUAAGCCAUGACCUUUGCCCAGUGCUCAGCAUACAGCAGCUUUAUCGGAUUAGUACAAUGUACUGGGAUGACAAAUAUGGGACACACAGUGUGUCUUCAGAUGUUAUAUCCAACAUGAGGGUGCUGAUGACUGAAGAUUCAAACAAUGCCGUCAGCAAUUCAUUCCUGCUGGAUGAUGAUUCAAGCAUACCAUUUUCAGUCGAUGACAUAUCUAAGUCCAUGGAACAGAUUGACAUCUCUGACGUUGAACCACCACCUCUCAUUCGUGAGAAUUCAGGCUUCGUAUUUCUCUUGCCACGUUCUGAGUAAUCUCUUUAUCAAUGUAGCACUCAUCUGGAUGGUUUCUCUUCCUGUCUAUCUCCUUUCAACAUCACCUCACUCAUUGUAGUUACUUCAGAUUUUGUAUAUUCACGUCAGAGCCCCUUCAGUUUGUUGGAUGACUCCCAUUGGGUGGUUUGAUGUUGCUUCUUCGUUGGAUUAAGGUGGUUUCAUUGAUUUCCCCUAACCAUGUAUAAUUCAAUGCUUAUAACGGGGAACACUCUGCUGUCUCUACUCAAUGAGAUAGUGGCUACCUCCCCCAUCUUUUGUAAAUUUGCCAUAUCUUUGGUGAGUCAAUUAUAUUUGAACAUUUUUUAUGUGAA